Molecule: messenger RNA, 449 nt
Organism: Carassius auratus (goldfish)
Lineage: Eukaryota; Metazoa; Chordata; Actinopteri; Cypriniformes; Cyprinidae
Product: cytochrome c oxidase assembly protein COX14 homolog
Exons: 2
Coding region: 126-383 (85 amino acids)
Source: RefSeq, a predicted model, not a curated record
AGCCAUUCAAAACGGAUAUUCAACCCAAUGGUGUAAAAUAUUACCUUUAAAAUGAAAACUACGAGAAAAACGUUUACACUACAUUUCUCUUCUGCUUCGCCAUAGCGUUACGAAAGUAACUGCGCAUGCGCACAAACCAUUUCCCUGACAACAGAACUGCAUUUCCUCAUAACGUUACUUUGGAUUGUAAUUUAAACAGAUCUGUCAUGCUCAGCGGGAAGCGCAUCGCUGAUGUGGGUUAUAAGCUCUUCUCGGGCUCCAUGAUGUUGCUGACGUUGUACGGUGGAUACCUGUGUGUCCUGAGGGCUCAAAGAUUCAUGCAGAGACAGAAACAGCUGGAGGCACAGAAUGAGAGCACGGCUUCAGAAACCAUUAAAGACUGAAGACACAGGCUGUAAAUAAUCACUUAACCGGACACCGAUCAUGUCACACAGGUGGGAAAGUGUGUA